AUGAAGCAACAACGGGUGCCACCGCUUUCGCCUCUGCAGAAGAGCGUGGGCGAUGUGCUGCCGUUGUGGCCAGCGCCGAGGCAGCUCAGCGUGUCGAUGGAGACGCGCUUGCUGGACGCACUCCGCUUCGAGAUCACCACGGAUGCCGAGUGUGACGUCACGAGGCGUGCCGUUGAACGCUACCGCAAGUUGGUGCGGCUGUCGGCCAUGCCCGCUUCCAGCAGAGCUGCCCCGGAGAAGAAACCGGCCGACGCGGCUGCCGGUCUGCUGGCGCGUCUUCACGUGGUCGUGCACCAACACUCUGGCGUCCACUGCGGGUAUCCGCAGCUCAACGACAAUGAAAAUUACGCACUCACAAUACCGACGCGCGGCGACGCCAACUUAACAUCGAUGACGGUCUGGGGAGCACUGCGAGGCUUGGAGACAUUCAGCCAAAUGGUGCAGGCACGGCCCUUUCUGCGAUACGCAACGAUCAACUGCGGUGUGGUGCACGAUUUUCCGCGCUUCUCGCACCGUGGAAUUCUAAUCGAUACGGCACGCCACUUCCUCCCUGUACCGGUUAUCAAGCAGAAUCUGGAUGCCAUGUCCUACAACAAGUUGAACGUCCUUCAUUGGCACAUGGUAGACGACCAGUCGUGGCCAAUUUAUAUGGAAACCUUUCCCAAUCUUACUGAGAUGGGCGCGUACUCCAAGCGCCACGUGUACACGACCGAUGACGUGCGCGGAAUUGUGGAGUACGCGCGGCUGCGUGGCAUCCGCGUCGUCCCGGAGAUUGACACUCCCGGACACACGCAAGCGCUGGGACGAGCUUUUCCCGAUGUCCUCACGCCCUGUUACGUCAACGGCAGCCGGGGUACCGCGAAGUGGCCCCUGCACGCUGCCUUCGAGAUGCUCGACCCGACGAAGAACCAGAGCUACAGCCUGAUGCAGUGGCUUCUUCCCCAGGUGGCACGGCUAUUUAAAGACCGCUACGUGCACCUCGGCAUGGAUGAAGUGCACUACUUUUGCUGGAAGUCCAGUCCCGAGAUCGACGCAUUCAUGGCACUGCACAACAUGUCGGCCGCGAGAGACGUCGAGCAGUACUACGUGGAACGGACUCUGGACAGCGUGGGACGGACAGGCGCCAAGAUCAUGGUGUGGCAGGACCCCAUAGACAAUGGAGUAAAGGCCUCCCGCAGAGAUGUCGUGGUACAGGUGUGGAAGGGGGCCGGCAGUGGCUUCCGCAAAAGAUGGCGCGAGUACGCGGCCUUGAUCUCCAGCUACGGAUACAAGAUGGUCAUUUCAAGCUGCUGGUACGUGGACCACUUCAGCCACCUGAAGAACUGGACGUACUAUUACGCCUGCGAACCUAGGAGCUUCAUAGGAACACAGAAACAGAAGCAGCUGGUCCUUGGCGGCGAAGCCUGUAUGUGGGGCGAGUACGUGGACCGGACAAACCUCCUCGCCAACCUGUGGCCAAGGGCUUCAGCCAUCGCUGAGCGCCUCUGGAGCAGCUCCAACGUCAGAAACACCAAACUGGCUGCACCCAGGCUGAACGCACACCGCUGCCGCAUGUUAAGGCGCGGAAUCCCCGUGCACCCUCUGAACAGCCGGUCAUGCGAAGAUGGAGAGGAGUUGGACUUCCGCGAUGUCUUCGAGAUGGACUAG
Messenger RNA from Dermacentor silvarum, 1647 nucleotides. Its product is annotated as beta-hexosaminidase subunit beta. Gene Ontology annotation, cellular component: membrane. The transcript has 12 exons. Gene Ontology annotation, biological process: ganglioside catabolic process; carbohydrate metabolic process; glycosaminoglycan metabolic process. Gene Ontology annotation, molecular function: beta-N-acetylhexosaminidase activity. The coding region runs from base 1 to 1647 and encodes 548 amino acids. NCBI's taxonomy places the organism in Eukaryota, Metazoa, Arthropoda, Arachnida, Ixodida, Ixodidae. The record is from RefSeq and is a predicted model, not a curated record.